GUGAGAAUAAAUAAGAUUUACGUACAGUUUUCGUUCUCUUAUGUGUGUGGCGCUCACAUGUAAACAUUAGCGACUGCGCGCCACAUUCAGAAGUGACAAGAUUUUGAGUGACUAUGACUUUAGUAAUCAUAUGGACUACCCUUGGGGUAUUUUAUUAGCUUUUUGGAGCUUUGCAGCUACAAGCUGUCCUCUCAUGCUUGUGUUUCACGGAAAAAAACCGUCAGACUUGAGAGGAGUCAUGGGACAAAGCUUGCAGGAGCAGGACGGCGUGUGCAACACUGAGGGAUGCUAUUCUAUUCAUCUCCAGCGCAAGACCUUCAGGGAGUCCUGGAGGAGCUGCAAGGAUAAAGGGGGGAACCUGGCUACCAUUAAAGGACCAGAAGAAGCUUCCAUGAUCCAUGACCUCCUAUCGUCAGGGGUCAGACGUGGCUCCCGGCCCAGAAUCAGGUUGUGGAUUGGCCUUCAGCGACAACCUCGGCAGUGCUCGGCCACGCGCCCUUUGAGGGGCUUUACCUGGAUCACUGGGGAUCAGGAAACACAGUAUACGAACUGGCAACGUGAAGACUUAGCAAAUGCUUGUGCUGCUCAUCGUUGUGUGGUCAUUACUUACAACACGGCUGACAAAAGUGGCAACGACAAAAACAACUUCAAAUGGCUCGAUGGAUCUUGUGCAGUGGCCGUGGAAGGUUUCGUCUGCCGCUACACCUACCAAGGGAUGUGCCCAGCUCUUCAAAAAGAAGGAGGGGGUCCUGCACUCUACACCACCCCGUUUGAACUGGCAAGUACUAUUCUUACUCACAUCCCUUUUGGCUCAGUGGCAACUCUCCCUUGUUCCGAUGGUGACAAGGAAGACCAGUCAGUACUGUGCAUGCUGAGAGAGGAUGGAAGUGUUGGCUGGUCGAAGGAUGCACCACUCUGCACGGACACUCCGAUGGACUGGUGCGAACAGGACAAUGGUGGCUGUGAGCACUACUGUGUGGACUCAGAUACUCAUUACUACUGUGAGUGCUCUGAGAAUUAUGUUCUGGCGGAAGACGGAAAGACCUGCCAGCUCUCGGAUCCCUGUCAUAGCGCCAACUGCGAGUUUGAGUGCGAGUCCACUCCUCAGGGACAUCGCUGCAAGUGCCCCGAGGGGUACCUCCUGUCUGGUGAUGGUCAGAGUUGUCUUGAUAUAGAUGAGUGCUUGCAGAAACCAUGCCCGCAGGAAUGUGUCAAUGCACCUGGUACAUUUGAGUGUAGAUGCAACGAGGGCUACCUUCCGUCUGAGUUUGGAGAAUGUGUGGACGUGGAUGAAUGCAUGGAAGGAAAGUGCGUUCAUAUCUGUGAGAACUUGCCUGGUUCCUACAUGUGCCGCUGUCACGAGGGAUUCUCUCCACUCGAAGAAGAUCCAGAGCAAUGCAAAGAUAUCGAUGAGUGUAAAACUCCAGACAUUUGCGAGCAGGUGUGCAAAAAUUACGAAGGUGGAUUUGAGUGUCAAUGUGAGGAGGGUUAUAUGUUGCAAGAGGACAACUACUACUGUCGGCCAGUCGAAGAGGAUGAAGACUUGAUGGCUGAAUCAGCUGAUGCAACACUGAAUGAUCCCGGCUUGCCUGAAUUGAUGACAGAUGCCAACCUUCUGGAAUCGCUAACAGAUUCCCCAAGCAUAGAGUGGCUUCCGACUUACCUGAGCUGGUUUACGGAGAAGACACAGGAGGGAAAUGUGGCCACACAGGAACCUGAUUUAACUGAGCAUGCAUCUUCGAAUUCACCUUCAUCAAACUUUUUGAUGGAUACUACAACUUCAGCCGAUUCUCAUCAAGAGUAUCCACAUGAGGAGGAAAUAUCAAUAGCAGCUGGUGAUACAGCAGAUGUAAGGACUUCAGGAAACAAAGGACCCUCAGAGACUUCGACAUCUGUGCCAAAGAGAAAAUGGGAUAUUGUCAUGCUCACUUCUCCAACACUGCAAAUACCUGAAGAUGCAUUGGCAUCAGGAACAGAACAGCAUCCAGGUGACAGGAAGAAACACGACAAAAGCUGGCUGGUUGUGGCACUGCUGGUACCACUAUGUGUUUUUAUUGUGGUCAUGUUAGCGUUAGGCAUUGUUUAUUGCACAAGUUGUGCUGUAGAGCCACGGAGCAAAAGCAUCACAGACUGUUACCGCUGGACCACCAAGGCUGAAAAAUCAAGCACAGCAAAUUCUCGAGCUUGAGUAAACAUGACUUAAAAAAAAAUUAAAAAUCAGCAAUGACCCUGAACUUCGUCAAGCUGUUUUGGUGUGAUCACACUGAUGUCACUUUGGUAUUCUGUAGGAUCCUGUUGGAUAUAAGGGCAAAAUAGUCACUAGGUGCACAAUUCAACAUUCAGACAUUUUUUCAGACAAUGGAGAGAACAUCAAUUAUUUUCCAAUGGAAGUGGAGCAGUAACCCCCAAACUGUGUAGAAGAAAGAUUUUGUGGAAAGUGGGACAUAGCAAACAGAAUUAAGCAUGCAUCCCUUUCUCAUGUAAUACAAUGAAUGAUAAUUUUUAUGAAGCCUACGAGUAGAAAUAAAAAAUAUAUAUAAUAUCAACAUCUUAAAUUUAUUGUUCCACUCGCAUAGUUUAUGCAACAGCACCCCCAACAGUGAGGUAUGUAACUACAACUGUUUGUCUAGAGACUUUAGGCUGUUUUGAUCGAGACAUUUACACAUUAGAGAUAGUUACUAUCAGUUACUAUCACUUCAUUUAAUUCAGGAAAAGUUGUUUGACUAAUGGAAACUAUAACGUUAUGGCAUUUGGAUCAAAUACACAGUAAUACUGGAGACGCUCAUGUUAUUUUUAUUUUAGUAUUUUCACCAUUAAGGCAGUUUAUGAUAAGAGAAAAAGAAAACACUGAAAUACAGAUCAGUGAUAGUCAUGAGCUUACAGAAACACUUCAGUGAAAUAGAAAAUUUAAGUAAGCAAGAGAAUAAAAAGUAUGUCAACAGGAUUUUUUAUUGUUAUUAUUCCAUAAUAAUAUAUAGGCUAACACAUCAACAGCCAUUUGUUUCAGCACGCAAUUUAUGUUUUUCACUGUAUCCCAAUAAAGUGUUUAACAAAUACUAGUAAUAUUUAAAUAAAUCUCGCUUGCUGUCACCAAUAAAAUUUGACCAACACUUUUUCCAGUUCAGAUUCGCGCCUGCUUUGAUAGCAGUGCAGCUGGCUCGGCCGCUUCGUGUUGUACUGGCACAGUCCCACCAGUAGUUGUCACUGUCUGAUAUUUGAGUUUUUGUAUAUAUCUUCUACAAACUAACAUGAUUUUAAUAAAAGCCGAACUUGCACUA
This is a messenger RNA of Onychostoma macrolepis, 3278 nucleotides long. RefSeq names its product CD248 molecule, endosialin b (gene cd248b). Bases 131 to 2188 code for a protein of 685 amino acids. Gene Ontology annotation, molecular function: calcium ion binding. The record is from RefSeq and is a predicted model, not a curated record. The transcript is spliced from 2 exons. Lineage: Eukaryota; Metazoa; Chordata; Actinopteri; Cypriniformes; Cyprinidae.